AUGACAGAGGAGAAGCAUCAGCCCCACCACCAUUUGCACAUGCCGCAUUUCCAUUCGCAUGCCAGUGAGAUUGAGACGGCGAUUGACGAGCUGUGCUCGGACAAGUAUGCAGAAACGUCCUACGACGGGAUGGGCGAGCUGUCGGAUCUGAUUGCGUCGAAGCGGCACCCUGAAUGGGACGUGACGCGUGCGAUCAGCCAUCACCUGCAGGGCGACUCGGUGCCGGCGCAAAAGCGCGCGCUCACUGUGCUGGAGGGCCUCGUGGAGAUGGGCGAGCCUGCGUUCCAGCGGUCGUUUGCGACGCCGGAUCUGGUGCGUACGCUGCGCAGCAUCUCGAGCAGCUACGGCACGGACAAUGGUGUGCGUCGCAAGCUCAUGCUCAUGCUUCUCUCGUGGCACAAGCACUUUAUGCGCGAUCCUGAGAUGGCGCAUGUGUCGAGUUUGUAUGGCCUGUGCGGCGGUGUGGAGCGCGAGCAUCUCAUGGUCCCGAAGGCGGAGCCGCCGCGCCCGCGACACGAGGCAGUCGACCUCUUGCAUUCGAGUGGCUCGAGUGUCGAGGGCACGCUGGAGGCGUCGAACCGCGAGACGGAGGCGCUUUGGCAGGCGGUCAUGGCGGCGAGCCAGUCGAAUACGCCGGUCAUGGAGAGCGAGGAUGUCAAGACGCACGCCAUGCUCGUUUUGGAGCUACAGAAGGAAGUCGUGCAAUACAUCCACACGGUCGGUGACGCUGACUAUAUCGGCACACUGAUCGACGCCAAUGACAAGAUUGUCGAUGUUCUGCAGCGUCUGCAGGACGCGGCCGCUGGCAUGCCCGUGCAGACGCACGCACCGGGCACGCUCCCCUCGUCGAAGGAGGAGCUUAUCAUGAACGCAUCGCGCCGUCUGUCGCUGCCUGAUGCUGUGCACUCGCCUGCGAAUGAGCUCCUUCGUGACAUUGAUCACUCGCUCAUGGUGCACUCGGGCUUCACGACGGCUGCGCCAUCGCGCUCCGCGAUGGAGCCUGCUGAGCACGCGGACCCGAACGAGAUCGACAUGUCGGUCGUGGAACGCAACACGCAGCAGGUCCAGGGCUCCGUGUCCGGUCUGCCCACCGCCCCGCCUGCCUAG
Malassezia restricta is the source of this 1107-nucleotide messenger RNA. Its product is annotated as VHS domain protein. The record is from RefSeq and is a predicted model, not a curated record. Bases 1 to 1107 code for a protein of 368 amino acids. Gene Ontology annotation, biological process: endocytosis; actin filament organization; actin cortical patch localization. NCBI's taxonomy places the organism in Eukaryota, Fungi, Basidiomycota, Malasseziomycetes, Malasseziales, Malasseziaceae. Gene Ontology annotation, molecular function: ubiquitin binding; phosphatidylinositol binding. Gene Ontology annotation, cellular component: actin cortical patch. The transcript is spliced from 2 exons.